AUGUCGUAUUCUAGACAGUUCUCUGAAAAACAUUUAGAAAUGGAGAAACUGUUUUCGUUUAAACGUUAUUUCAUGAACAACGCAGACUCGUACCACGGUAUGUGUGUGCUUAGCGAAGUUUCUAAGAUAUUAGCUAAAAAUGCGAUUCCGCCUAGUGUCUCGGACACCGUUGUCGGGGAAGAUGCACCACCAAGGCCGCCUCUUCCGCCGGAAUUCCCGUAUGAAAUUUACGCUACCGUCGUAAAUGAAAAGGAUCCCCAAACAGAAAAGAAGAAAGGAAUGGAGAAUGUGGCUAAAAUCUUAUCCAAAGAUAAAAAGCUAGUUCAAACACUGCUUACUUGCGGGACAGUUAUCUUGGAUAUAAGCUACGAUAGGGAAGAAGUCCAUACCGCCAUGGAAUAUUUAAAAUUGUUAAAAGCAUUGCUGGAGAGACAACUCGAAUCCAUGGGAUUAAAGCCUGACGACGCAGAUGCGAACGAUGACGCCGGUGGUGAAUCCAAGAAACGUUACUUGAUACUCAUAUCUACUGUAAUGUCUUGGGCUGCGACGAAGCCUUUAGACCCUGAAAAUCCAGAAAUGGCAUUCAUUGAAUCAGAUUUUCGUAAAAGGAAACCUCAUCCAAAUUAUAAAGAUUAUUACGAUGUCGAAAACGAAGUGAUUGGUAUAGCUAGAAAAUAUAAAAGUCAGAUCGGCGCUAUUGUGGUAUGUACUGGAGUCACUUAUGGAGGAAAGGAAGACGUGUUAUAUUAUUGGUUCCAAAAGGCUUGGGAAUGCGAAAAAUUUCUACCAAUAAUCGGCCGUGGUGGAAACGCUGUUCCGCUUAUCAACGUAUUGGAUUUAGCUCAAAUUGUAUACAAUUUGAUCUCCGAUUUUCCAAAGAAGUUGUACAUUCUGGCUGUAGAGCAAAAUAUUACGAAACAAAGAGAGAUAGUUAAACCUCUCGGAAGAAUCGUAGGAUCUGGAAUGUUCAAGUGUUUACCACCAGAAGACGCAUUUUUGGUUAAAGAAUUAGAUCAAAGAAUCUUUGACUUAUUCACCAUUAACUUAAAUAUGGAGCCGACCUUCAUUGUUGAAACCAUGGGACUGGAAUGGACCUCCGAAUUGACAUUCGGAGAAAAUAUACCAGCACUGAUUAAACAGUUUAAAAAAGAAAGGGGGCUUAAACCUUACAAGGUAGUCAUUUAUGGGCCGCCACUAGUGGGAAAAACCUCUCUGGCUAAGCAAAUAUGCGAACGCUAUGGUCUUCUUUACGUGUCGCCAGAAACGAUAGCUGCGGAUAUGACUGAAGAAUUGGGAUGGCGUGUGCAACAUUGGAAUACACAAGGUGAAACUGCAGCGCUUGGUAUUGCAGGCGGCGAAGAUGAUGAUGUUACGGCAUCUAUGGAAGAUAUUGCCGACGAAGAGGCUGUCCAAGAAACUGCAAGAAACACCCUUGCAAUGUUACGGUCAGGGCGACCUCUCGGUGAAGAAGAGAUUAUUUCCUUUUUGCGUCAACGACUUUUAGGUCAUGAGGCCUUAAAUAAAGGUUGGGUGCUUGACGGAUUCCCAACAAAUCUAAUUCAGUGUGCCACACUUUUCGAGAGGGGUGAUGAAACGGAUUCUGUGGCUGAGGAGGAUAAUGAAGAUGAACAAUUCGAAGAAGACGCUGAACUUUACAGUAAUGUGCUAAAGAAAAUACUGCCUGAUAUCGUCGUUUCUCUUGAAGCAACAGAUGACUUUAUUUGUGAAAAAGCAAUGCGUCAACCCCAAGGAGAUUCUUAUUUGGAAGAAGAAAUUAUCCUUAAACGUCUCUCUGAGUUCCGAGUCGGAGACACAAGAGAUUUGACGCCUCUUAAUUUUUUCGAUGAGCUUGAUAUACACCCUCUGGUGGUACCUGUGAAAGAUCACAAUGAUUAUGCCAUGCAGAAACCAUACGCUAAUGUUGCGUUGCGUAUGGGCAGACCUUGCCGCUAUCCAAAACUGCUUGCCUUAACUGAAGAGGCUGAGAAAAAAGAAGCCCAAGAAAUUAAAUCAUUGCGAACUAAAGAAGAACAAAUUUUGAAGGAAAUGGAAAAGAAAAUGCAAGAGGAACGUGAAGACAAAAUGGAAUAUUGGUCCGAGUUAUACGCUUUACUCCGCGAAGAAGAGGAAGCAGCACUAGCGGCAGCAGGAGAGCCAAUGCGCAACUAUCUCGUUCACCACAUCUUCCCUACUCUUACUCCUGCUCUGCUUGAAGUGGCCAAACUGCGUCCUGAAGACCCUAUUGACUUUUUGGCCGAGUACUUGUUCAAGUUGAAUCCUAACGGCAAAAUGCUCGAACCGGGUUUCAACCUGCAAGCCGAGAAGAUGUUGGGCAGAAUUAAACUACUAGAUGAUGCGCUUAAAAACUUGGAAAUAAAGAUUGACCCUCUUAUUCCGUCUGAUGCGGAAGUUGAAGAGGAAAAAAAGCAUGUGAUAAAUCCCAUGAGUGCAUUAUAAGUUGACUGUACUUUCAUAAAUUACUUUUACUUACUUAUGAAUAUGAUACCUAAAUAUAUAUACAUUCUUUUAAUGUUUUGCGCUUUACAAACAAAUUAAAUAUUAGAUUUAUUAUGUACAAAAUCGUGCGUGACACGAAACG
This is a messenger RNA of Hyposmocoma kahamanoa, 2599 nucleotides long. RefSeq names its product adenylate kinase 7-like. Gene Ontology annotation, biological process: nucleobase-containing compound metabolic process. The transcript has 16 exons. The record is from RefSeq and is a predicted model, not a curated record. Bases 1 to 2457 code for a protein of 818 amino acids. Gene Ontology annotation, cellular component: cytoplasm. Gene Ontology annotation, molecular function: ATP binding; AMP kinase activity. NCBI's taxonomy places the organism in Eukaryota, Metazoa, Arthropoda, Insecta, Lepidoptera, Cosmopterigidae.